Messenger RNA from Carcharodon carcharias (great white shark), 1206 nucleotides. It is a transcript of the gene stpg2, whose product is annotated as sperm-tail PG-rich repeat containing 2. Bases 1 to 1206 code for a protein of 401 amino acids. The transcript is spliced from 10 exons. The record is from RefSeq and is a predicted model, not a curated record. NCBI's taxonomy places the organism in Eukaryota, Metazoa, Chordata, Chondrichthyes, Lamniformes, Lamnidae.
AUGUAUGACCGAGCUCCGAGGGAUACAAUCUUCGCCACGGCUCAGGGUAGCACCGGGCCCAACGUGGGACCAGCUUCCUACAAUGCCAGCAGCAACAAGCACUGCUGCAUUUGUAAAGAAGGAGAUGGAUACGCUCCCUUUAUGUCUUUGGCAAACCGUGACCAUGAUUCUAUAUUCAAUGUUCCGGGUGCUCUUCUGUCUCCGGGCCCACAGCAUUAUGACAUUGCUCCAGUGCAGGAGCACAUCAAAGGAGGGCAGAGCAUGAGGAACAAGGAGGCUCGUUUCAAAACAGUUGGAGCAGACCUACCAGGACCGGGUACCUACGAUGUGCGCCCCAUAGAAAAAGCGACUAAAACCUUUAAACCACAGAGCUCAACGGUAGUCCCAAUCCCUUCAGCCAGUGCCCCAUCAAUCCCUUCAUCGAAUCAGUCCUAUGGCUAUGAAGAAGCUGAAGAUGGAGCUCUGUCUAGGCACUUACCUCCUUCCAGAGCUGGGAUACUCGGUCCUGCAUAUUACAAUCCGCAAUAUAAUGAGCCGUACCCUACUCGACAAUAUAAGGGGGUGCAUUUUGGUAACCGGACGUCGAAACGUACUGACUUUAAAGUUCUUGAGGGCCCUGGACCAGGGACGUAUGAUCUCCUGAAGGACCAUAGUGUUCAAUAUGAAAACCUGAACAUGAAGAAUAAAGAUCAAAAAUACGAGUCUUACGUUCCUCGAUAUCUUGAAGCAGUUGUACAAGAGGAGGAAAAGAAGGGCUUCCCUGGGCCUGCGAAAUAUGAAAUAAAAGGCCUGUUCGACGAAAAGACCAGCCUGUUCGAUAAACUGGGUCCUUCACACCCUCCAUUCCUGUCUCAGACCAAGAGGUUUUUGCCUGUGAAAUCCAUCACCCCAGCUCCUGGAUGGUACGAUGAUCCACGGACUGCUUUACAGUCCUUGAAGAGGAUAUCAACAAAAGGCAAAAGCCCUUUUGGUCAGAAUGCAGCAAGGUUUGUGGAAGAUUGGCGGGCAGCAGAAGAACCAGGUCCAGGAACCUACAACAUCACUCACCACACUCUGGCUCGAGAAAGCCAAAGGAAAACCAACUUUGACAACCCAAUCAGAGGAGGGUUUGGAUCAACAGUUCCACGUUUGCAAUUGGCCAGCACGAAACAAAACAUGCCGGGUCCCGCUGACUAUAAGGUCUUUAUUGCUAAAGAGUUUGCCUGA